Messenger RNA from Ostrea edulis (European flat oyster), 3400 nucleotides. RefSeq lists its product as uncharacterized. Gene Ontology annotation, molecular function: zinc ion binding. NCBI's taxonomy places the organism in Eukaryota, Metazoa, Mollusca, Bivalvia, Ostreida, Ostreidae. The transcript is spliced from 12 exons. The coding region runs from base 2720 to 3286 and encodes 188 amino acids. The record is from RefSeq and is a predicted model, not a curated record.
UGUUUAUAUUUUCAUUCUCUGUACACUACGAGAUUUUCAUAAAAGGGGUAACAUUUGCUCUGCAAAUACGUUUUCAUAAAAAAAUUAUUGUAUCGUAUGUUACAUUUCUAAAAUCGAAAUGCAAAAUGUUGAGAAUAAUGAUGACUUCUUCUCAAUGCCACAUCGAUUGCACGCUUUUAUUGACUUUGAGUGAGAAAAGAAAUAUGUCAAUUAUAAAUACUGUGUUUAAUUCUAUCCUGUUAUGUUUGAAAUACUUAAAACAUGUUAUAAUUUUCUAUUCAGACAUUCAGAUGGAUUCAAAUAGCAACUGGAUUCCUCCAUGUUUUCAAACAACUAGUGUGACCGAGUUCCAUAUUUUGGGCUGUGUCAACAAUGAAUCCGACUUAAACACAGUUUUGGAGGCACACAAACGGUCAUCACUAUGUUUCUUUGUUACCUGGUCAGAUGAUAAGAAGAAAAAGGAGAAGAAGACAAGAAGAAUAGUCUGGCAGCACGAAGAUGUAAACACAGGAAAGAGUAUAUGUCCAUUUACUGUUGACAGAAGUGUUGUUCUCACAUGUCAAUUUGGAAAAGGAAGGAAAGCAAGGAAUUCAGACCAUGUCUAUCAGAAGAAAAAAGAUUCUUAAUACAGAAUUCAAGAAAAGUUAUGAUGAUUACCAGAUUCCAGCAUCAGCUGGAAGAGGUGCGAAGCAGCGUCAUAUGGACAUGCUCCUUUCUGAUAUUGAAGGAAAGAAGGUUAAUAUCAGCAGUAAAAUUCACCUUAAAUUACCAAUGGGUGCUUCAUACACCAAGCAUACUGUUACCAUGGAGAGUGCAUUUGCAAACCGAAUGCACACUAGAUUAAAAGAAAGAAUCAGUGAGCAUGUGAAGAUGGGCAUAACAUCAGUACCAUAUAUCAGAAAGAUGCUGAAAAGUUUUGUAGAAAAAGAAAUGAGGUCUGAAGAUUGUGGGUCACCAUCUAGCAAUGACAGGAGCUACUUCCCGACAAAUAGAGAUAUAAGGAAUUGUGUGCAUGUAGCACUUGUGAAAGGCCAGUACUCUGGUCUAGACCAAGAAAAUCUAAAAAAAAAUAAUUGACGAAUGGCAAAAGGAAGAACCAGAAGAUAUGUUCUUUUACAGACAAUACACAGGAGAUCAAGUAAAUGCCAAUUUGGUGAGAAAUAGGAAAAUAGAGCAGAUUUUUCCAUCAGAUGAUGAAGAUGAUGACCUUGAAAACGAUGAUACAUCAGGUGCUGAGAAAAAUACCUUUCUCUUUAUACAUCAGAGUAAACAACAACAGCAACUUCUACAAAAGUAUGGAGAGCUGGCUUUAAUAGAUGCCACUUAUAAAACCACAAAAUAUGCUCUUCCGUUAUUUCUACUUGUUGUGCGCACCAAUGUGUCCUAUGUACCCAUUGCAGAAUUUAUAGUAGAGGCAGAACAAACAGAGACUAUUUUAGAGGCACUCCAGGUAAUUAAAUCCUGGAACUCAUUGUGGGAUCCAAAGUAUUUCAUGCUAGACUAUUCUCAUCAAGAAUACCAGGCCAUUCAUGAGUUAUUCCCUGAUGCAGCCAAAUAUCUGUGCACUUUCCAUGUGGAACAACCUUGGAUCCGGUGGUGUAAACAGAAAGAGAACAAUCUCAAGGAAUCUGAGAAAGAAAAACUCCUUGAUGCAUUGUGCGAUAUUGCCAGAGCUCCGUCGGUGGACCUUUAUCAGAAAGCAAGGGAAUCCCUUAUCAAUCUUCCUGUUUUCACUGAAAAUCCAAAAGUGAAAACUUACUUGGAAACAAGAUGGUUAAACAUACCAGAGAGAUGGUGCAGAGCUUUUGCUAGUGAGGGGUUCCAUGUUGGUGUGACAACAAACAAUGGUGUUGAGGCUUUAAACAACUCACUGAAAAACUUUUACGCAAGGUUGACCUCUUCUGGAACGCUUACCUCCUUGAUUGAGAUUAUUGUAAAGGACUUUAUCCCUGACCUCAUCCGAACAUAUUUGCAAUUAAAUUACCAGUACACCAACCAAUACAGAAAGUACAACGAUUGUGUCCCUGCAUUCUUACAGAACAAACCAAGAAGUGUUGUUAAACAUUACUUGGUUCGUUCCGCAUUCGCAGGAGAAUACAGUUCAGAUGAUCUGAAGAACAUAGGUGAGAACAUGUAUGAAGUAAAAAGUCAGUCAAGUGAUACUGGAGUCUACAAAGUCCAUCUUGGUACUGAUGAAACUGCAACCAGAUGUUCCUGUCAAGACUUUUUGUCAUCAUUUUUGCCUUGUAAACAUAUAUUAGCUGUUAUCCGUUUCACUCAUCACACUUGGGAAAGUCUGUCACCUUUAUAUCGACAAAGCCCAUAUUUGAACCUUGAUAGCACUUUUCUCUGUCAAUGCUAUGGAAUACAUUGAAAAUAAAUCAGAGAUUCAGCUGCCUGCAGACUUUGUUUUAGAGGUACCAACAAAUGAAGAAAUCUCAGAUAUUACAGAAAACAAUCAACAAAAACAAAUUCUAAAAUUAAGAGCAGAACUGAGAAAUAACAUUAAAGUUUUGGAUGACCUAACAUUCCUAAGCAGCAGCCAAAAGGAAUUAUCUGAUGUUAACAACAUGGUAUUGACAUGCAUCAAAUGUUUGCAAGGGUCAGUUGAUGUUGAGGGCAAUUUACCAAUACAUAGAGGAGAAACAGUUCAGAAGACACCUACAACUGCAAAACCCCACCGACAGUUACCACAGAAAAGGAAACAAAAGAGAAAAAAAUGAGGAAGCCAUUUUUAAAAGUGAAAGAAAAGUGUAUGAAUAAUGAACCAGUAAUGCUUCAAAAAGCUAAAGAAUUGAAGGAGGGGAUGUCAAAUUGUGAGUGGAGGAAUUUUGUAAAGGAGGCAAAACAAAAUUCCCAUAUAAAGAUUGGCUUGAUCGCCCGAAAGGGAGCAGUUGUAUUGGAGGAGUACAGUAAUUCAGAGGAGGAGCAAUUUGAAUUGUUGCAAAGACUUUCAUUUCUUUCUCCACCUGAAAUGCCAGACACCCAAAAAUUUAGGUUAUCAAAUAUGAUGCUUAGUGGGCUAGUGAAUCAAAAGAAAUUGGUUUUGAAGAGAAAUUUUGAAAAAGAAGCAGAAGAUGGACGAAAUGCUAUGGAGGGUUUAAUUAGUGCUGCAAAACGCAUGAAAACAGGGUUUGCAUGCAAGAGAAAGAAUAUACAAGGCUUAAGUAAACCUCCACAGAGAAAACGAGGUCGGUUGGAAGAGAACAAACAUCCAAACAAACACUCAGAAUUUAAUGAAUCAGCUACAAUGGGUGCUAGCAGAUUUAAAUCAAAAGCAUUCUGAAAAAAAAAAGUGUCCAUAAGAGUGACCAGAAGCAGGUUCAUUUUAAGGAAGGUACAAAUAGUGACUAUGCUUGGUCCCUGACUGUGCUUGACAUACAACAAGGUACAUGUAGUA